AUGAAACUAAUUAUAGUAAGUAACAGAUUACCAAUUAAAUUAAAAGAGAACGAUGGAGAAUAUGAAUAUACGAAGAGUUCGGGUGGAUUAGCAGCUGGUAUUGACAACUUGGCAAAUAAAAGGGAUUUUAUUUGGGUGGGUAAUUUAAGUGGUUAUGAUUUAACUGAAAAUGAACAAAAAAGAAUAAGUGGUGAUAUUUGGACUAAAUUUAAGUACGUUCCAAUUUUCUUACCCAACGAUACUCAAAGUAAAUUUUAUAAUGGAUUCUGUAAUGGAAUACUUUGGCCAUUGUUACACUCGUUUUGUGAUGAUGUUUGUUUUACAUUCAGUGAUCACCGGGCAUAUAUUGAAGCUAAUGAGGUAUUUGCUGAUAAAAUAUUAGAAGUAGCUGAUGAAGACAGUACUAUUUGGGUACAUGAUUAUCACUUGUUUUAUCUACCAGAAAUUCUUAAGAGAAAAAAUCCAAAAUUAAAAGUUGCUUUCUUUUUACACGUACCAUUCCCAGUUUAUGAUAACUUUGCAAUACUUCCAUGUUCUAAACAACUUGUUAAGUCAAUAGCUUAUGCAGACAUAGUUGCAUUCCAUGUUCCAGAAUAUGUAAUUAACUUUUUAGAAAAUAUUAAAAAGUUCGAAAUUGAUAAAAGACCCAUCACUAAAGCUAUCUCUAUAGGAAUUGAUCCUAAUCAAUUUAGAAAGACAUGUGAAGAAGAAAGUACUAUUAAGUUUUAUAACGAAAUUAAAGAGAAGUAUAAAGAUAAAAAGAUUAUUAUUGAAAUUGAUAGAACUGAUUAUAUAAAAGGAUUUCCAGAAAAGUAUAAAGCAAUAGAAAGAUUCUAUAAGAAGUAUCCAGAGUAUGUUAAAAAGGUAGUAUUUUUACAGGUUGCAAUUCCCAGUAGAAUGGAUGUUAGGGAAUAUUCUUGUUACGUAAAAGACUUUAAUGCUCAAGUACAGGCAAUAAACGGUAAAAUAGGCGAUUUACAUCACACACCAGUUAAAUUACAAUUUAGCAGUGUAAGUUUCAAUGAAUUAUGUGCCUUGUAUUUGGCAGGUGAUGCACUAUUUGUUGGAUCAAUUAUUGAUGGUAUGAAUUUAGUAGCAUUAGAGUAUGUGGCUUGUCAAGACAAGAAUAAAGGAGUAUUAAUACUCAGUCAAAAUAUAGGAGCACUUAUUUCAUUACCAGGGGCAGUUCCUUAUAAUCCCUGUAACACAGAAGAUGGAGCUGAUACAAUAAAAGAAGCACUUGAAUUAACAGAAGAAAAUAAAAGUGAAAGACAUGAAUUUAAUAAAGAAAUGAUCGAUAAAUUUACAACCUUUAAAUGGGCAGAAGACAACCUUAAAUUCAUAGAAGAAACAUUUGAAGUAAAAAAUGAAUAA
Molecule: messenger RNA, 1374 nt
Organism: Hepatospora eriocheir
Lineage: Eukaryota; Fungi; Microsporidia; Hepatosporidae
Source: the annotation of a GenBank genome assembly